GCAAAACAUCCACACCUUUUGGACACCAUAGAUAAAGAAAAAAUUAAGUUGUCAAAGAAACGUCCAAAUGAAGAUUCCGUAAAUAAUUUUCCAAAUAAAUAUACAUUGGAAAGAUGGGGUGCUGGGAGUUCAAUGGCUACUCAAAAAGGACUGGAUAAAGCAAUACUACAGUUUAUUGUUGAAAAUAUUCAACCUCUGUCCAUUGUAGAUAGUCCAUCAUUUAUCAAUUUGAUUAGAAUUGGACUUCCUUCACAUGUUAAUAUAAUGUGCAGAAAGACAUUAAAAGAAAGACUUUGUCAAAUGUAUCAUAGAAUGAAGAAUGCCCUGGAAAAAAAGUUGGCAGAAAUAGAAAUAGUUGCGACAACGGCAGAUUUGUGGAGCAAAGGAAAAAGAAGUUACUUAGGAAUUACUGUACACUGGAUUAAUCCUGAAACUUUAGAGAGAGAAUCGGCUGCACUAGCUUGUCGCAGAAUAAAAGGCAAACAUACAUACGACGUUUUAGCUCAGGCAAUUAGUUCAGUCUUUCUCGAAUACCAUAUCCAAAAUAAAGUAUGUGGUACAACAACCGACAACGGAUCAAAUUUUGUUAAAGCCUUCCAAAGUUUCCAGAAGGAUGAAGAUGAAGAAUCUAUUAAUACAGAAUUUCAUAGUCUAAGUGAUCUUUUAAUUAUUGAUGAUGUGGAAAAUAUAGAUCCAGAAAGUUCAUUUAUUCUUCCACCACAUCAUAGAUAUGCAAGUCAUACAUUGAAUCUUAUAGCAGUGAAAGAUUGUGAUAAAGCUUUAGACAGUGAUGCUGUAUACAAGAAGAAAUAUAGAAUGACAUUCGCUAAACUAAUAAAACUUUGGAAUAAGCAAAAUCAGUCAACACAAACAGCUGAUAAAAUAAAGGAAAUUUGUAGUGUCUACUUAAAAACUCCUGUAAUUACUAGAUGGAACUCUACUUUUGAUUCAGUACUGCAACUAGUAAAACUUUUGAAAAAUGAUUCCGAAAAAAUUAAUCAGUGUCUGGAUUAUUGCAAUUUGCAAAGACUAACAGAAAAUGAAAUUAAAUUCCUAGAAGAAUAUUGUCAGAUUAUGGAACCUUUGGCCCGAGCCUUGGAUAUAAUACAGGGGGAAACAGGGAUGUAUAUGGGAUUUUUACUACCAGGUCUGAAAACUUUACAAGAAAAAAUGGAAAAAUUCAACAAAAACGGAUUUACCCAUUGUCAGGCGCUUAUUACGGCUAUUCAAGAAGGUUUAAAUAAAAGAUUCUCGACAUUAUUUGAGGAUAAGAACUUAAUCAUCGCAAGUUCUUUGCAUCCGAAAUUCAAGUUAAACUGGAUAGACGGAGAAAAAAAGAAGCAAGCUAAAACUUAUUUAGAAGAAUUAUUCGGUAUUAAAUCUACUGAAAGUUCCCCAGUUAGUGAAAAAUCCAUCGAUCAUGACGAUUUUUUUCAUUUUAACCAACGAACAAAAGAAACCGAAUCUUUACAAGAAGAAUUAUACCGUUUUCUAAAGUUCAAUAGUUCCAAUGUUGACAUGUUAAAUGAUUAUCACAGAAUAAAAAAAUUCUUCAUUAAAUAUAACACGGCACUCCCAAGUAGUGCUCCUGUCGAACGAAUGUUCAGUAUUGGUGGUUCCAUAGUAACGCCACAGAGAGGGAAUUUACACGAUGAUACAAUCGAAUACCAAAUUCUGUUAAAAAUUAAUAAGAAUUUUUAUUAA
Molecule: messenger RNA, 1704 nt
Organism: Mycetomoellerius zeteki
Lineage: Eukaryota; Metazoa; Arthropoda; Insecta; Hymenoptera; Formicidae
Exons: 6
Source: RefSeq, a predicted model, not a curated record